This is a messenger RNA of Hippocampus comes (tiger tail seahorse), 1916 nucleotides long. It is a transcript of the gene mag, whose product is annotated as myelin associated glycoprotein. NCBI's taxonomy places the organism in Eukaryota, Metazoa, Chordata, Actinopteri, Syngnathiformes, Syngnathidae. Gene Ontology annotation, molecular function: sialic acid binding. The record is from RefSeq and is a predicted model, not a curated record. Gene Ontology annotation, biological process: cell adhesion. Gene Ontology annotation, cellular component: plasma membrane. The transcript has 9 exons. The coding region runs from base 118 to 1818 and encodes 566 amino acids.
AAGAAGGUUGUCAAGCCGUCUGGGUGUGAGCAAACACCCAUCAUUGGAGCACUUUCCGCCACCAAACAUCUGUUUGCUUUGAAUCAUCACAGUUCCGAGAGGUGUGGAGUGGACGCCAUGUGGUGUUUGACGCUGCUUUUACCGCUACUGCUAAUCAUCAAUGAUGUCAGCUCCCAGUGGAACGUUUGGGUGCCGCGGGACAUCUCGGCCAUGACCAACACCUGCGUGGUCAUCCCGUGCACCUUCAUGUACCCGUCGGGGAUCAGGCCGUACCGCGGCGUCCACGGCAUCUGGUACUACGGCCAGCCCUACCCGCAGCUCUUCCCGCCUGUGGUGUUCAAGACCCGCACGGACGUAGUGCACGAGAGUUACCAGGGUCGCACCAAGAUGCUGGGUGACCUGCAGCAGAGGAAUUGCACGCUGCUCAUCAACAGUGUUGGACCCGAGCACUCGGGGAGAUACUACUUUCGCGCUGAUCUUGGCGGGGCCAACGUGUACACCUUUCCGGACUUUGCUGAUCUCAAAGUUCUGGAGCAACCCAACAUCGACGUCCCGGAUGAGAUCGUGAGCGACGAGAGCCUGACGCUGACCUGCCACGCCCCCGACAACUGCCCCGACAUGAACCCCGAGAUCCAGUGGAUGUACACGGAUUACCUGCCCGACCCCGAGUUCAGCUCCGACGACGUUGAGGAGGGCAAUACCGCCGUGCGGUCCAGCACUCUGGUGUUCACCCCCAGGCCGGUGCACAAUGGCCAACUGCUGGGCUGCAGGGUGUACUACCCCAACACCACGCUGGUCUACGAGAGACUCGUCUCUCUGGAUAUUAAGUACGCUCCCCGAUCUGUGUGGGUGAACGUCUCCUCGGAGGUGAUGGAAGGCAGUUCGGUGACGCUGCACUGCGAGGUGGACAGUAACCCCCCUCCCAGGAUUUCCUGGAAGUUUGGAGACCAGGAACUGCUGUGGGACACGGCAUCCAACCUAUCGCUCACCGUGGAUGACGUGACACCGGCGGAGGAAGGCGUCUACACCUGCGUCGGCGACAACGGCUACGGCGCCAUGAAUACGUCACUCUACUUGGCCGUCAAGUACCCUCCCCGCGAACCAAUCGUCAACGACUCCUUGACCGUGCUGGAGGGCGCAUCGCUGACGCUGCACUGCAGCACUCAGGGCAGCCCGCCUCCCACCCUCACCUGGCUAAAGGACGGCGAGCUGGUGGGCACCAUCACCGCCGACGAGUUGUCCGUGCUGGAGCUUGAGGGCAUCACGCCGCAGGGUGACGGCCAAUACCGCUGCCUGGCUGAGAACGAGCACGGCCGUGCCAGCAGCUCCCUGAACAUCACCGUGGAGUAUGCUCCCAUUCUUCUGGCCGAGUCCAAAUGCACGGUGGUGCGGGAGGGCGUCCAGUGCGUCUGCGUGGCUUCGGGGAACCCCGAGCCCACCAUCGAGUUCUACUUGCCCGACUUGAACGUCACCAUCAACGAGACGGAGGGCCGCUACAACUUCUACACGCACACGGACGGUCAGACGUCCACGGGCAUGAUCAAACUACGGGAGAAGGGCGAGCGGACCGGCGAUGGCGGCCCCGCCGUCAACGUCCACUGCAGCAUCUCCAACGUGUACGGCCGAGAAAGCGUCAUCCUGGAGCUGCAGCAGGAGAAGAAGUACCUGAUGGCCGUCAUCGUGGGCACAAUCGGCGGAGUGGCGGUCAUUGCCUUCAUCAUUGCGGCAGUGAGAUACGUGGGCCACAACAACAAAAAGGAGAAGACGGGGAUUUCCAACCUGCGGGCUCUUUGGCAGGCAUGGAGAGCCGAGAGUUGAACUACGCCGCUCUGGAGCUGGGUGGGCCCAGGGAGGAGGGGGGCCGGGGGAGGGGGGACGACGGCACCAGCAGUUACGCGGAAAUCAAAGCCAAAUGA